Molecule: messenger RNA, 1872 nt
Organism: Aspergillus mulundensis
Lineage: Eukaryota; Fungi; Ascomycota; Eurotiomycetes; Eurotiales; Aspergillaceae
Product: KilA-N domain-containing protein
Exons: 4
Coding region: 1-1872 (623 amino acids)
Biological process (GO): positive regulation of transcription by RNA polymerase II
Cellular component (GO): nucleus
Molecular function (GO): sequence-specific DNA binding; DNA-binding transcription factor activity
Source: RefSeq, a predicted model, not a curated record
AUGGCCAGCAUGAACCAGCCUCAACCGUACAUGGAUGUGCAUUCGCAUCUGUCGUCCGGACAGCCGUAUGCGUCUCAUCCUGCAACCGCUGGAGCAUUGACCCAUUACCAGUACACGCAACAACCUCCUGUACUACAACCUACUUCUGCAUACGGGCCCGCCGGUUCUUACUCUCAGUACCCUUACCCCAACGGUGUAGCAUCAUCCCAGUCAGUUCCGCCGCCGACGACGUCAAUAAGCAGUCAAGUGCCCCCUCAAUUACUACCUCUGCCUGUCACCAACCACUCUGUCCCCACCUCCGGAUAUGGAAACACCAGUGGAAUGCCGAUGCAAGGACAUGUCUACGAUCCCACAGGGCAAGUCGCGCCUCCGGGUGCCAAACCAAGGGUUACCGCGACCCUCUGGGAAGACGAAGGCAGUCUGUGCUAUCAAGUAGAAGCUAAGGGUGUAUGCGUUGCUCGAAGAGAAGAUAACGGUAUGAUCAACGGCACGAAACUGCUGAACGUUGCGGGCAUGACCCGAGGUCGGAGAGAUGGUAUACUCAAGAGCGAAAAAGUUCGAAACGUGGUGAAGAUUGGCCCAAUGCACUUGAAGGGCGUGUGGAUUCCUUUCGAUCGCGCGUUGGAGUUCGCCAACAAGGAGAAGAUCACAGACCUGUUAUACCCUCUGUUCGUUAACCACAUAAGCAACCUGCUGUACCACCCGGCCAAUCAGAGAGAACGGCAAAUGGCGGGAGUGCAAGACCCCAGACGACUUGAAGGGCCCCAACCUGUUGUUCGCACUCCCCAAGCCUCGCAACCACCUAGUCUUCACCACCACCACUCGCUUGGGACACCUGUUCCCUCUCACAUGUCCCAACCCGGAGGCCGGCCAGGCCUUGACCGCGCCCACACAUUUCCUACCCCACCCGCAAGUGCUUCGAGUCUGAUUGGAAUCACAAGUCAAGGUAACUCUUACGAAUGGAACCAGGGGAUGAACUCGGGGGUUCCCAACACCCAGCCUCUGUCUAUUGACACCAGCUUGAGCAAUGCACGAUCAAUGCCGACCACUCCUGCUACGACGCCACCAGGAAACAACAUGCACGGGAUGCAGUCAUACCAACCCCACUCUGGCUACGACUCAAAGCCGUACUACUCUGCAGCCCCGUCCGCGCACCCUCAGUACGCCGCGCAACAACCACUGCCGCAGCAACCCAUGGCAACGUACGGCCAUUCCGUGCCGACAAGCUCGUACCGUGACAUGGCGCCACCCUCAUCCCAGCGUGGUUCUAUAGCCGGAAUUGAUACCGAUGUCAAGACGGAACGUUAUGCAGAAGGCAAUGUCGCCAAGACGGAGCCAGAGGAACCGGAGUAUGCUCAGCCAGACAAUGGAUACAAUACUGGCCGCGGCUCAUACUACACCACGAACCCCUCGGUUGGCGGUCUUGCCGGCGACCAUUCCCAGCUCACACCUGACAUGACGGGCUCUCCUCAACAAAACGGCUCUGGACGCAUGACCCCUCGUACGAGUGGUGCCGCUCCUCAGUGGGCGCCGGGAUACACCACCCCCCCUCGCCCCGCAGCUGCCAGCAGCCUGUACAACAUUGUCAGUGACACGCGGGGUACGUCCGGCGCGAAUGGAACCACAUCCGAUAACUACUCUGUGGCGACCAACUCGGGCUACUCAACGGGAAUGAAUGGGUCCAUGGGUUCUAACAAGCGUAUGCGCGACGAUGAUGACGACCGCAUUGUCAGACCGGACAGCCGGGGCGAGUACGAAACCAAGCGCCGCAAGACCUUGACCGAGACUCCCGUCGGUGGUCCUGUCGGUGGUGUUCCUCUCGGGCUGCAGCCAAUGAAGGCGGGCGGCGGCAUGAUCAGUGCUCGUCGUUGA